Schistosoma spindalis is the source of this 3297-nucleotide messenger RNA. Lineage: Eukaryota; Metazoa; Platyhelminthes; Trematoda; Strigeidida; Schistosomatidae. The record is from the annotation of a GenBank genome assembly.
UAUGAUGCAAAUGUGCAUAGAAUAGAAUAAUAAUAACCAUCAAAAAUUUUAAGUAUGAUGAAUAGUCAUUCACACAGUAGACAUUGGAAAGGGGUUGGUGACCCUGUACAUCCGUUAUCACGUACUGGACAUUCAGCAGUAUCCCAUGGACGGUACAUCUAUGUUUUAAAUGGUUACGGCCCUUCAGAUGAUAAAAUGAUUCUUUUUGAACGAAUCGGUUUAACACGAUAUGAUAUAUUAACAAAUCGUAUAGAAUGUUUACCAAUACAUUGGGAUAUUAAAUCAUUACAAGAUCAUAUGUUCAAUGAAUUAAUUUUAUUAACAUCUGGUAAUAGUGCAGUAUUAUGUCCAGAAUUAUUAAAUGUAAAUAAUGAGAAACAAUCAGCAUGUAUAUAUACAUUUGGAGGUUAUUCUCUAUUAGGUAAUAUUCAUUUAAAUGCAUUAUGUCGUUAUGACUUAACUCAUACUAAUCUAUCAAAAUAUAUAGAUAAUAAUAAUAAUCAUGAUAGUAAUAAUAAUAAUAAUAAUAAUAAUAAUAAUAAUAAUAAUAAUAAUGAUAAUAAUAAUAAUAAUGAAGAAGAAUUAAAGAAAGAGAAUAAAAUAACAUCAACUGGAUUAAGACCACAUUGUUGUCAUGCUUCUGUAAUAAGUGGACAUGGUAUUUUAAGUUAUUUAGCAUGUUCACAACAAGAUAUUUCUAUACAUCAAUGUAUUCAUUUCACAAUGUUAAAAUCAUUACGAAGACAAUUAGAUUAUUAUCAUCCAGUUAAUAUUGAAUUAAAGUCUAAUGAUAAACAAUGUAAUAAUCUUUUACCAUCACCACGUGAUAAAUGUUGUAUGGAAUAUUGGCAUGGUAAACUUUAUAUAUUUGGUGGUUAUGGUCCACAAUUUAAACCAUUAUCUAUAUGGCCAAAUCAAUUAUAUCAUUGGCCAUAUCUUUAUGAUCCAAAUGAUAAUAAUCAAAGUUGGAUUAUAUGUGAUAGUAAUGGUGGAUGGAAUAAUCAAUUAAUUAUUUAUGAUAUUUAUAAAAAUCAAUGGAAUUUAAUUAGUCAAUCAAAUGUUAUUGGUAAAUUUCCAACACCACGUGCAGCUCAUUGUUCUAUUAUAUUACCUAAUCAUGGUUGGUUAAUUAUAUUUGGUGGUCGUGGUCCAUAUAAUUAUUAUAAUGAUGUUAAUAAUAGUAAUACAUCACAAGAAUUCUCUGAUUAUCGUAUGGGUAGAUUAAAUGAUAUGUAUUGUUUUAAUAUUAAUUUAAUGGAAUGGACUAAAAUUUUAACACCAUUAGAUAUACCAUAUAUAACAAGUAAUGAUUAUAUUAAACAACCAACAAUAUCAUCAUGUAUUUGGCCAUGUGGUCGAUCUUGGACGAAUAUGAUUGUUAUAAAUGAUUCAUUAUCUAUACAAAAUGAUUCUUGUUCUUGUUCUUGUUCUUCGUCGUCGUCGUUGUCGUCAUCGUUGUCUACUUCUUCUUCUUCUUCUUAUAGACAUAAAACACUGAAUGAAAUGAAUAUUCAAUUAUUUCUUCAUGGUGGUUAUUCUAAUCAUGAAGAAUCAUUAAAUGAUGCUUAUUUAAUAAAUAUUCAUUUAUGUAAACAAGAUAAACAAUUAAAAGCUGAAAUUAUUCAUUCUACAAAAGAGGCAAAUGUUAUGUUUAAUAAUAAUAAUAAUAAUAAUAAUAAUAAUAAUAAUUCUUAUUUAAUGAAUUUAAAUAAACAAUAUGAUUAUUAUAUUGAAUCAUUGAAUUCAAUGAAUCAUCAUAAUAAUCAUUUAAAUAAACCAAUUCUUAUAGAUGGUUAUAUAUGUUUACAGAAAUCAUUUGAUUAUAAAAAAUAUAUCUAUUUAAAUGUAAAUUCAUUUGGAGAAAUUUUAUUCAAUGAACAAUUGUAUAUAGAUUUAAUUGCAUUCUAUUAUUCAAUUGAUUCAAAUAUGAUUACUGAAUUAUUUAAAGUUAAUCAUCAUACUACUUAUAAUAAUAAUAGUAGUAAUAGUAAUAGUAGUAGUAAUAGUAAUAGUAGUAGUAAUAAUAAUAAUAUGAUAAAUAAUUUGAAUUUAUUUUUACAAAAUUUCAAUUAUCACUUACAUAUGUAUCAAGAUUCAUCAUAUACAAUACAUAAUUAUAAUAAUAAUAAAUCUGAGGAAUGUAUAAAUCCUAAAGAUCCAUUAUAUCGUAUUGCUUUGUUACAUACUAUUUUUAUACAAUAUUUAAAUGAAAAUUAUUGUUUAUAUACUAUCAAUAAUCAUAAGGAUAAAAAUUCAAAGAUGAACUCUACUACUACUAAUAAUAAUAAUACUGUUACUAGGAACAGUCAAUUUAUUCAAGAUUUGAGUAAUAUGUGUCAAAAUUAUCAAUUCUAUUUGGAACCUAUACAAAAUUCAAUUUUUAAUAUGUCACAUGGUUCUGAAAAUUUCCCUCUUCUUAGUGCAUUAACUCAAUUAAUAGGUAUAUUUUUUAAAUUCAUGUUACCUUGGCAAAUAAUUCAAAUGAUGUUACAAGAACAAAAUAGUUGGUUAACAAGUGAAUAUAGUUUAGAAUUAAUACAAAAAUUAAUACCACAAUUAAAUAUAAAUAAAAAACAACAUUCUGAAAACUCUUUAUCAUUACCAAUAUAUCAAUUAGAUUUAAAUGAUCAAUUAAUUCUUAAUAAAUUAUUAUUAUUGAUUAAACCAAAUCAAAUACAUAAUCCAAUAAAUUAUUAUAGAGAUCGUAUUGAUCGUUUAUCACAAUAUAUACAACAAACAAUCAUGUCAACAUUAAUAUGUUAUAGUAGUCAAUCACCGUUUUAUAUUGAUAUUGUAAAUACUCCUACUAUUAUAUUUAGUGUGGAUGAAUUGUUUCCUUCAUUGUCGUCGUCGUCGUCAUCAUCAUCAUCACAAUCAUCAUCAUCAACAACAACAACAACGAUGCAAACAUUAAAUAAACCGAUUCAUCGUCAUUGGCAUACUGUAACACUUGGUUUAGAUGGACGUAUAUAUGUAAUCGGUGGAGCUGCUCAAGAAGCAUUAGAAAUACCAUUAGAAUGUUAUAAUUUACAUCGACCAAUUAAUUUAACUAUACAAUGUUCUAUGAAAAUAACAAAACUUAUUCUAUCUAAAUUUUUAUAUGCAAUAGAAUAUGAUUUAUUAACAGCUAAUAGAAGUUAUAAUAAUAAUAAUAAUAAUAGUAAUACAAUACUUCCAUAUCCAUGUCAUUUAAAUAAAAAUAAAUUAAAAAUGGAUUAUUUAAAGAAUUUAGAUGAAAAUUUAGAAAAACUUUUAAAUUGCCAUGUGAAAUACUUAUUAGAAGAAUGGUUACUAUAA